Messenger RNA from Hypanus sabinus (Atlantic stingray), 768 nucleotides. It is a transcript of the gene rgs7bpa, whose product is annotated as regulator of G protein signaling 7 binding protein a. The record is from RefSeq and is a predicted model, not a curated record. The coding region runs from base 1 to 768 and encodes 255 amino acids. Gene Ontology annotation, biological process: G protein-coupled receptor signaling pathway. The transcript is spliced from 7 exons. Gene Ontology annotation, cellular component: postsynapse; neuron projection; nucleus. Lineage: Eukaryota; Metazoa; Chordata; Chondrichthyes; Myliobatiformes; Dasyatidae.
AUGAGUUCUGCACUGAAUGGGCGCAAAAUCCGCCCCAAGUCUCCCGGAUCCAUCCUUCACCUCGGGAAGGCGCAAUACAGAGAAGCGGAGCGGAGAGGCAGCUCAGAGAGCGCCGCUAAGUCCUUCCGAGCACUGGACGAGUGUAGGAUGAUGGUGCAAGACUUUAACACCCAAGUUGCCCUGUACCGUGAACUGGUCAUUUCCAUUGGAGAUGCCUCCGUGGAUUGUCCGUCCUUGCGAUCUGAAAUGCAGAAGACGCGGACCAAGGGUUGUGAGAUGGCACAAUGCGCACAUCAAAAACUCUCCGCAAUCUCGGGCUCUGGGGCUCAAGAUGGGGAAAUCCAUCCAGAAAUCUGCAGGCUUUAUAUCCAACUCCAGUGUUGUCUCGAAAUGUAUACAACAGAGAUGCUGAAAUCAGUUUGUCUACUAGGAUCCCUUCAACUUCAUUGGAAAGAAAAGGACUCCUUGGUGGUUCCCAAAGUGAUAGACAGUAGAAAGGAAGAGAGUUCCCAAGCUCCAAUUUUAGAAGAUACACCAUCCUCUCCUCUCCAAGAUCUUCAACCAUAUUCGUGGCAUGUUUCCACAGAUAUAGAAAAUACUGAAAGAGACAUACGAGAAAUGAAAAAUCUUCUAAGCAAACUCAGGGAGACUAUGCCUUUACCAUUGAAGAACCAAGAUGAUAGCAGUCUCCUCAAUCUGACUCCAUAUCCACUAGUGAGAAGGAGGAAACGGAGAUUCUUUGGACUUUGCUGUCUUGUGUCAAGCUAG